GUUGCUUUGGCACCGUGAGCGGUUCUAUCCAGUUGUCGUUUCAAUUAGUCGUGAGCAAGCAGUCACUUUGGACACUACAAUUUAUAUUGGAGCGCUAUCGCAUUUAAGAGUGACGUCAAGUUUUAAUUUCAUUCACAGAUCGCCCGCCAGUCAGACGGUUCUCAGAAGAUUGCUGCAACGUAAAUUCGUGUUAUUGGAAUUCCGCUUUAUUUUUUUUUUUUUGUUUUUACUUAAGCCAGCGUUAUGUUUUCAAAAUUAACAACCAGAUUGGCACCCCGCCUCUGCACACCCGGCACAACAAUUGCCAGCCGUCAAUUGACAUCGCAACAAGUCUUCGAACGCGAAGAUAAAUACGGCGCUCACAAUUAUCAUCCCCUGCCCGUGGCACUCACCAAGGCCAAGGGUGUCUUUGUCUGGGAUGUGGAGGGCAAGCGAUAUUUUGAUUACUUGAGCGCUUAUUCAGCUGUCAAUCAGGGCCAUGGUCAUCCCAAAAUUAUUAAAGCUCUGACGGAGCAGGCUCAAGUAUUGGCCUUGACUUCACGAGCCUUCUAUUCGGAUGUCUUGGGAGAGUAUGAGGAAUAUGUCACCAAAUUGUUUAACUAUGACAAAGUUUUGCCCAUGAACACCGGUGUUGAGGGUGGAGAAACUGCCUGCAAAUUGGCCCGUAAAUGGGCUUACACCAAGAAGAAUAUCCCGAAAAAUCAAGCCAAGAUCAUCUUUGCUGAGAAUAAUUUCUGGGGCAGAACCUUAUCAGCCGUCUCAGCAUCCACCGAUCCCAGUAGUUAUGAGGGCUUUGGACCAUUUAUGCCUGGCUUUGAAAUCAUCAAAUACAAUGAUGUGCAGGCCUUGGAGAAAGCCCUUCAAGACCCCAAUGUUUGCGCCUUCAUGGUCGAGCCCAUUCAAGGUGAAGCCGGUGUGGUGGUACCCGAUGAUGGCUAUUUGAAAAAGGUACGCGAACUGUGUACCAAAAACAAUGUGCUCUGGAUUGCCGAUGAGGUACAAACCGGUUUGGCACGUACCGGUCGUAUGUUGGCUGUCGACUAUGAGGGAGUCAAACCUGACAUUUUAAUUUUGGGUAAAGCCUUAUCGGGUGGUAUGUAUCCCGUAUCGGCUGUCUUGGCCAAUGAUGAUGUUAUGCUGUGCAUUAAGCCCGGAGAACAUGGUUCCACCUAUGGUGGCAAUCCCUUGGGUUGUAAAGUUGCCAUGGCCGCCCUGGAGGUGUUGCAAGAAGAGAAAUUGGCUGAAAAUGCCUUCAAAAUGGGUGAAUUGUUGAGAAGUGAAUUGAACAAGUUGCCCAAGGAUGUGGUUUCGGUGGUCCGAGGAAAGGGUCUGCUCAAUGCCAUUGUUAUCAAUUCAAAACACGAUGCCUGGGAUGUCUGCUUGAAAUUGAAGGAGAAUGGCUUGUUGGCCAAACCCACCCAUGGUGACAUCAUACGUUUUGCCCCUCCCCUGGUCAUCAACGAGGAACAAAUGUUGGAAAGUGUGGAUAUCAUUAAGAAGACCAUUAUGUCCAUGUAAAAGACAAUAGCCGUGCCUUAAUUCCAAGAAUCUGAAGUCUGAAUAUUUUGUAAAAGAAA
Musca domestica (house fly) is the source of this 1577-nucleotide messenger RNA. Its product is annotated as ornithine aminotransferase, mitochondrial. The record is from RefSeq and is a predicted model, not a curated record. The coding region runs from base 244 to 1518 and encodes 424 amino acids. Gene Ontology annotation, cellular component: cytoplasm. Gene Ontology annotation, molecular function: pyridoxal phosphate binding; L-ornithine transaminase activity; identical protein binding. The transcript is spliced from 6 exons. Lineage: Eukaryota; Metazoa; Arthropoda; Insecta; Diptera; Muscidae.